AUGUACUUUGACGCGUACAAUACAGGCGGGGUCCAGCAUGUCGUCUCUUUCGAGGAGAAGAGACUUGACGACUACAAGGAUGCGAGCGCUUUCACGGUCUACAAGAUCCUUGACUUCAUCUCCAAGAUACCGAAGGAAUACGGAUGUUUGGGACGAGCAAUGUACGAGUGGAAGCAGAAUCCCUUCAGCUCAAGCUGUCGAGAUUCUCCGGUGUGGAUGCUACAUACGGUUGGAUGCGGCUACUACGCUGCCCGCAUAUGCAAAGGGCGAGAUCAAACUCAGUCGGACCUAUCCCAUUAUGCGCCAUAUAAGGCUGGCUUACGUGGCCUCCAGUGGUCUGCAACAUCUCCGCAAAUUCAUGGCAGCAUAUUAUGCUACAAGCACGACAAAACCCACAACACGCACGCUGAGUUGGUUCCGCUAUUUACAAAGUAUCCCGACUUUCUUCGCGACGUCAUGGCACACUAG
Colletotrichum graminicola M1.001 is the source of this 468-nucleotide messenger RNA. RefSeq lists its product as uncharacterized. Bases 1 to 468 code for a protein of 155 amino acids. The transcript is spliced from 2 exons. Lineage: Eukaryota; Fungi; Ascomycota; Sordariomycetes; Glomerellales; Glomerellaceae. The record is from RefSeq and is a predicted model, not a curated record.